GCAGCCAUGACAACUCUUAGGAUGAGAGGCUUGCUUCGUUUAACAUUUAUAAGUGAUUGCUUGAGCCUUUUUAGCGCUUUUCGAUUUAUUUGCUUCACAGACUAUUAUUUUUUAUCGUCUGCUUUGUUUGGAAAUAAUAGAUAUCAUUUUGGUAACAGUGGUUAGGAAUUUCUGGUAGUAGGUUGAAAUUAAAAGGCGGUACGCUUACUGUACACUCUACCCGACCCUCGCAGUGUAUACAUGUAUAGUCAAUAAUACAGGUUAUCUGUUGCACAGGUAUAAAGAUACCAUAAUGUGUGGCCUGUAUUUACAGUAGGGUCGUUCAGAUGGGAAAAUGAUCACCAGAAACACGCAUUGAUUUUACUGAGAAACGUUACGUCUAGACUGGAAUCACGGUGUACAGCUAUUGAUCCUGGCUGAGCAAACUACGAAGCGGUCAGUGGAUCCGAGGGCAGUGUGUGAGACAGGUUACAAAACUUCGUCCAGAGGGGGAGGAUUGUUUCUAUUGUGUAAACAGUUGCCUUGGUGGCACGCAUGAAAAAUCAAAAACGCCGCGAUCUGGCGGGAUAUGGUUCAAACAGUGCUGCUGUAGAAUGGGAUGCGGGGGAAGCAAGAAAAAUGAAUUUCGGCGCAGCAGCCCAGCAGACCAGCAUCACAUCAAUAUUCAAAUCGGUGAUGAGGUGAAAAUACCGAAUGGAAGGCCUGUUCUUAUUUUUGUCUUUGGGGGGCCUGGAUCAAAGAAAGGUCGGCUUGUUGGUGAACUUGUGGAGACUUAUGGCUUUAAUUUCAUCAAUGUUGAGAAGAUUUUGCUCAGAAACCUAGCGGAAAAAGCCUCCAAAUAUAGUCCUUUGCCAGACGCUGCUCAAGAAGUGCAGAAUACUUUCAUGGACGACACUCAGAUGAUGUCACUGGGCUGGAUUCUUGAAGAGGUGUCUAAACUGUUGGAGGUGAAUGGAGGCAAGAGUUGCAAUUUUGUUGUGGACAUUAUGCCCAACCUCAGGUUCCUCAUCAAAGCAGACAUUUUCUUGGCAGACUGCAGUGAAGAGAUAAAGAAAUUUGAAAAUAAGCACCCUAUAGCUUUUGCAAUCAAUUUUGUCCAACGAUCUUCAAAGCCAAGCAAGAAAGAAACAGACCUUUCUAAAGAUAAAGAGGAAAAAGGGCCCAUGCGCUCAGAUGAAGCGGAUUCUUCACGAACAAGAAGACGACUGACACUGUUCGAGAACAAUGUCAAGCCACUCAUUGAUUUUUUCCACCAUUCAGGGCGCUUGGUUACAUUGGAUGUGACUGGCGCCCGUAUGGACUUGGUAUGGUCACGCCUGUGUGAACUGUUCACCAGCCUACACCUCAGCAGCCAGGUUUUGGUCAAUUAUACUGUUAUUUUCCUUUUUGAUCACAUUGGAGAGUUGCAGCAACUCAUCACAGAGAACUACAAUGUGCAGGUGAUAAGCCUCCAGUCUUUACUAGACAACCCAAAUUGUACUCUGGAGGAGGCCAUGGCUGCACUGAGUAAGAGACUGGAGCAGUCUGAUCCAACAACCAAAACCUUUGUUGCAAGCUUGUCAGGAACAAAUAUUGCAGAGGACUCUGUAUGUCAGUCUCAGGAACACAGCAUUAUGUUUGUAGACGAGGAGGUUACCCAGCUGGACAAGUUUCUUGAUGUCUGCAAGGCUAAAGGUGGGACGUGUCCAUUCAAGUUUAAAGCUGUCUGUACCACAGGGAACACAAUGUGCCUGUUCCCCAGCCAGGUUUCUCUGACCUUAUGCAAAGAAAUGGCUAUGGUACUGAGCCGGUACUCGCAACAUUAACCUUGUGGGUACUUGCUGAAGCCCUCACCAGCAGUUUAUGAUCUCAAGUUAAAUACCUAUGCUAUCACUUUUGUAACCUCAGAACAGAAUCUACACACAUUGUCAGUUUUGAAGUUCACACUUUUGUUUGCUGUUUUUGUCUAAUUUUUCUAAUGUGAUGGCAGUGAAGAGGAAGGGUAGGUGUAUUGGUGUGCAUGUUUUGUGCAAGAGCACAAAUGGAAAUGUGUGUUCAUGUGUAUAAGUUUGGGGAUUGACAAUUGCCCCAAAUAGAUGUGUCAGUUAUAACAUUUAAAAAUAGGUUUGAAGUGGACUUCUGAUUGCAGACAGUCUAUAGAUGAGAUGUAUGGCAUAUACUAUCAGAAGCUGCACAAACAAUGACCUUUCAGAUUUGAUAGCAUAUGCAGGUGUGUGAAUUGGCUGUUAACAUAGGUGGUGCUGUAGCUAACUGCACACAGCUAGAACAGCAUGACCCAACUCUUUACUUUCAGCUGCAGAAUCCAUUGGAUACUUCCUCCACAAGCCAUUUGGAGAUAAAUGAUAGUCCAAGUUCUCCUUCAUGCUUUUGUCUCUUUUUCUUCUGUAGCAUUUUGUGAUUAACAGUAUUUGGUAUUAAUUCAUUGGCUACCAAAUGUAAAAAAAAGACUCAAAUGACUUCUGCACGUUAACUCAGUCAUGGCAUCAUAUAAAUUUCAAAGUAUGUAACAGAAUGUUUAUUCUGCUUUUGAAUAUAGCAGAUUCUUGGUUAGAAGAUUUUUAAAAUAACUGGGUAAACAGCAUGCUCUGGCCCUACCAAAAUUGACAUUCAGUAUGUCCAGACUAAGUUAAAGAAAUCUAGAAAUACUGUAUUACUUGUUUUCCUUUGUUAAUUAGUUUCUUCUUUUGAAAUCUUUAUUAGUUUCUUUGAAUCCCAAAUACCUAGCUUCAUUCACAUCUAAAAUGAGAGCUUAAAACUGAGUGUGUGAGUAGGAUAAUAAACAAAUUUCAUUUAUUUCAGGAAGGGGGUUAUUUUUAUCUCUUCAUACCUUGUAGAGCAGACUUAAACUGGCAGGUGAUAUAGCUGUGCAGCCACAGAAACUAAAGAUAACCAAGAGACUGUUGCAAGUGUCAUUGGAAUGUAUGUUUAGGAUGAACUUUGCAGUGUGUGAGUUAUUCUUCUUUUGUUGGGGUUGAAUGGCACAGUCCCUGACAUCUCCUUGGCCAGAGGGCACAGAUGGCUAAUAAUUUCAAGAUACUCUUUGUUUUUGUAAAGUCUUUUAUUUGUUCACAACCUCUAGUCAUGUGAAUAGCCAGACAUCUUUUUCUAAAAACGUUUUCUUUGCCCAUUAAAAACUGUUUCUUGAAUAAUCUUAGUUUAUUAAAUGAUCUCAUAUUUACACUGUUCAUUAUUUUAAUUAUUAUUAUCUUUAUUUUACAUAUCAUGUUAUUUUGGUGUAGUCAGGUCAUGUUCCAGCAGUUUGGCAUCAGAGAAUCACAAUUGUAUAAUGCAUGCUUUUGAUCGUUGAAAUGUCAUAGUGGUAGACAUUGUUGGGAGGUUGUGUGUGUGCAUGUUUCUCAGUGUACAUGUAUGUGCAUGCUUUACUGUGUGAGUGUUUUUGUUUUGUUUUGCUUUUUUUUUUUGUAAGGUGAAAUGUGCCCUCAUGGAGAUUACAUAUAGGGAUUCAAUUAAAAAGGGUUGGUGUCCCUCAAACUUUUCAGGUCAUUGGGAAUUGAGGUGUUGGAGACCUUACUUUCUCAGUAGUGCCUAUCUUUCUCCCUCACUGCCCCUUAUGUUCCCCAACCCUCUAUGGGAGUCAGGUAGUCAUUCCCAACAGCUGGGUUGACUGAGGGAGGCUUUCUGUGCCACAUGGAUAUCAAACUGUUGUGCAUCUGUCAGUUCUCUAACCACUUGGCUAUCCACUUCUCCAGUCUCGUAUAUCUCAUAUAUCAAAGUCUGGGGAAGCAGAUAGACAAGUGAUUAGAGCACUGGUGUCCAAACUCGGAAACUUGCCAGUUCAAUACCUGUGUGACGCAGCAAAUUUUCCUCAGUUGACCAAGCUGUUGAGAAUGGAUAGCUGGCUUAAUAGAGGGUUGUGGAAAUUAAGGCAGCAAGAGAGAGGGAUGAAAAGGAUGGGCACCACCUUCACAAAAAAUCUGCCAGCCCCACCCCUAAUAACAAAAAGGGGUCUCUAAUGCCACCCUCCCUAAUAGCCAGAAGUUACAGGACAACCUUUACCUAUCAAAUCCUGAUGACGUCAUAGGCACGACAGCAAGGAUUCAAAAGCCAGAUGUUAUCUCCUUUGUACAUAUAGACCAUUCCAAAUCUUUUUAUCUUAACACUGAAUCAUGAGCUAAUUUCAAAAAAGCUUCCAAGUUUGUAUUUAUGGCAGCAAGAGUGUGCCCUUUUUACCAUUAUUAGAGAAUAUACUCAGUUCUUGGCACUAGAUAUUUCCAGGAAAAGACAUGAAAAGUGUGCCAGUAUUGAUUAAUAAACUAGUGAUUUCUGUUUAGCAUCUAGAUACUUGCAUCUAAAAGGCAAGAAAAAUGAAUAGUGGACCCUUUGCUCUUUUUUUGUUUGUUUGUCUUCACUCAUAUAACAUUUGUUAUGUAUUAAUUUCUUUAGUCAGCAACACUGCCAACUCCAGUUUAUAUGCUCACUACCCACAUCCAUUUUUAAUGGCGCCUAUGUUUCUUUUCUGAAGCAUUGUGAUGUUGUAUUUUCAUUGUAUUUAGAUAAAAAGAUGUUUUUAUUUCAACAUCACUUUAAGGUGCAUCUUCUUGCUUCUCACUUUUUCUUCUUUACACCAGAUAUUGCCUGUGUGUGUUGUUUUUGUUUUUUUUUCUUGAAGAGUGAUAAUUCUUAUUCUUUAGUAUAUCUUGUGACGAGACAACAUGUUGACUAAAUUUAUUUUCUGGACUCCAGUAGUCUGAGCAAAGUCAACUCAUCCUAGCAUUCAAUAAAACAGUUUUGUUCUGAAUGUAUAAGCUAAUUCCAGUAAUCUGUCAACAUAUUUUCACAUGAUUUUAUCAAUUUGUUUUUCUGGAUGCCAUUAAUUUGAACAAAGACAACAUAUCCUGAAAUUUUUUGAAAGUUUUUUUUUUCUGAGCUAGAUUCCAGUAAUCUGAACAUCAGUAUGUCCUGACAUUCUGAAUGAGUUUUGAAAGGUAGGGGGACCAUAGUUCUUCUAAGGGAAUUGUUGAAUUGUUGUCCAGUGAUGCUCCUCAACAGGAGUUACAUAUUUACUGUAUUUGUUACAGUUUGUUGUGAAUAAAUAUUAUUGCAGCUGUGACUUCUCCACAGUGGUACUAUCAUACUCUGUAGACACCAUUUGAGCCAUAAUUUUGAAUGUUUUUAUGACUGUAGGUGAAAUGACAGGGUUUGGUAUAUGACCUAACAGGACAGAUGUUGGUGUCACUGAGCAUGAUGACAGCUGUGUGCUCCUGAAAGUAGUUACUAGGGGAAUCAGAAUGGGAUAGUGUUAAGGGAAGGGAAAAGUAGCCAGUGAAGAAAAUUGUGAGUUGCCAGCUACAUGAAGGGGACCAAAUAAAGUAUUUUGUUUACUACAACUGUUGAUGUAUUUAUAUAAAAAAAUUUCCUGUACACAUUGCGGUAAUUUUUUAUGUAUGUCAGGUGUAUCCAGGCUUUUAAAUACCUUUCUUUCCUGUUAUUCACAUUGUUUCCUCAGGCUCGAACAGCACAUCAGUGAAUUUUUUUCACAUUUUAUUUUUCUGCUGUUCAUGGUUAGACUUUCCAAGUGGGACGUACCAGUAAUUUCUUAACUGAGAUGUUUUCAAAGGCUUUUUUUUAAUUGUAAUUGCAACUCAUCUCACUUGUUAUCUUAGAAGGUACCAGAUCUGUGAAUCAAAAUGAAGCCUUCUUUUGUAGCAUCUUGAGCAACCUGGCAUCAGCACUUACUUGUAACUGCAGUAUUGUACUUUACAUUCAAAUACUGAGCACUUUGUGAUGUUUUUAUAGAUGCAUCUUUUAAUGUUUGCAAAUAUAAUUCUGAGAAACUUUUAACACCUACUUGAAAACUAUAGCACUUGCUCAACAUUUCAGUUCGAGUGUCUGUGAUAUCUUUGAAUCAUCAAAUUCUGCUGCAAAAUUCUGAGGAUGCUUUUAUGUUUCCUUCCUUGAUUGUGCUUUUCAACUAAUCUGUGAACUUUGGACUGUUGAAUGUUGGUUUUUUUUUUUCCAACAAAAGCAAAAAGAUGUGAAGAGUUCCUAAAUAGUAGAGGUAUAGCCGUAUCACACAUUUCUUAGUUCAUGAGCAGGAAAGGACUAUAUAUAGUGCAAAGUUUUCAUUUAAAAAAAUCGUGAAGCAUAAAAUGUCUUUUUCUGGAAUGUUCUUUAAACUUUGCAGCAUGUAGCAGCACAUUGAUGACAUAUUCACAUGUUGUAGAAUGUAAAGUGCAAGAUCUUGCACUCAUUUUCAUAAAUUCAUGUUUCAGUGCACUUCUUCCUUAAAAUGAUUAUCAGUGUACUAGUUAGAUGAUCAUAAACUUGUUUUCAGUGGUAGGAAUAACCGUAAAGAUGUAGAGUAUGAGUCUGUAGAAGUGUUUGUAAUACCUUGUACACAGAAUUGGAGGCAAGCAUACAAUACUGAAGAUGAAAUUUGCAUAUAGCAAAGGAAAUGGUUAUUUAACCAUUUAUUUUUCUUUGUGUAUGCAGUCUGUGCGUUAGACAUUCUUCUGUCAGCAGCAAGCCCCUGUAGAUUAUUAAACUUUAACGGAAUUGAUUUAUUACGAAAUAGUAAUUUAUAAAACCUAUGCGAACAAUACCAUCCUGUUCACCAGACACAAUAUUUUUAAUUUAUCUGCAUCUGGCGAGGUCAAGACCCGCAAGUUCCCAUCCUGUGUAAGACAGCCAACAUGGCACUGUCUAACAUGUAAUAUUUCACCUGGCCGGGUUGCUUUCAAACAGACUAAAAAAGAAUAACCAACCAUUAUUGUGAUAAUGGGCAGUAGACUUUAGAAACUUAUAAGCAACAAUGAUGUUAAAGGACUACUGGGUUUCAUACUUAUUUUUCAAUAACUGGGUAAAGUCCAGCACAAGGUGCUAUUUCCUCAAAUCUGGGUGAAUGCUUUUUUUGUUAUUAAGAUACAACAGAUGGCACCCAGAUUUGGAGAAAUAUAUUGCAUUAAGCUUUUUCCCAAUUGUGAGAAAAUUUGCACCCUACUAGUGCUUUAAGUCUGGUUAGCUUUUACAUUUAAUGGAUUAUGCCUUAAAUAACUGACAUGAUUAUGCUAAUCGAAAGACAAAUGGAAACUACAGGGUGCAGGCAGAAUAGUAUGGGAAGUGAAGUCAACUGUCCCCAGCUUUUAAAUGAUUUUAACUAAAUGUAAUUGUCAUUAGGACAUUACAGCUGAGGUUUUUGUCAGAAUGAAUAAUUAGUAUAGUUGAUGUUUAAGGAUUUAUUGGACUUGAAUAAUAAAUUUGAGAAAGCUAAA
Pomacea canaliculata is the source of this 7232-nucleotide messenger RNA. RefSeq lists its product as uncharacterized. Bases 594 to 1805 code for a protein of 403 amino acids. The record is from RefSeq and is a predicted model, not a curated record. The transcript has 9 exons. NCBI's taxonomy places the organism in Eukaryota, Metazoa, Mollusca, Gastropoda, Architaenioglossa, Ampullariidae.